AUGGUCACUUGGACUGUAGAUGCGACCGCCAUGAUACCUGCAAUGCGAGCGAGACUAUCAGAUGGUUAUGUUAGUUCUCCCGGGCUGCUGACACCCAGGUGCGACCGUUUCCAGAUUCACCUCUCCGUUCUGCGGACUGCGCACUCAUGGGUUAAUUAUCCGACGGCAUCCGAUGCCGUGCUUCGAAGCGCGCACAGGAUUCCAGUGUUUGAACUCCCCAUGCUGAACCGAAUGGUCAUUGGCAAGUGA
Messenger RNA from Penicillium coprophilum, 249 nucleotides. RefSeq lists its product as uncharacterized. The transcript has a single exon. The coding region runs from base 1 to 249 and encodes 82 amino acids. The record is from RefSeq and is a predicted model, not a curated record. Lineage: Eukaryota; Fungi; Ascomycota; Eurotiomycetes; Eurotiales; Aspergillaceae.